AUGGAACUAGGGAACCUCACAGGAUUUUCAGAAUUUCUUCUUUUGGGAUUAUCAGAGGAACCAGAAUUGCAACCCCUCAUAUUUGGGCUUUUCCUCUCCAUGUACCUGAUCACUGUGUUUGGAAACCUGCUCAUGAUCUUGGCUGUCAGCUCAGACUCCCACCUCCACACGCCCAUGUACUUCUUCCUCUCCAACCUGUCCUUGGUAGACAUCUGUUUGACCUCCACCACCAUCCCAAAGAUGCUGUGGAACAUCCAGACACAGAGCAAAGUCAUAACCUAUAAAGGCUGUAUCACCCAGAUGUAUUUUUUCGUAUUGUUUGGGGGACUGGACAACUUCCUUCUGACUGUGAUGGCCUAUGACCGGUUUGUGGCCAUCUGCCACCCCCUGCACUACAUGGUCAUCAUGAACCCCAGGCUCUGUGGACUGCUGCUUCUGGUGUCCUGGAUCACAAGUGCCCUGCAUUCCUUGUUAGAAAGCUCAAUGGUGUUAAGACUGUCUUUCUAUUCAGAUUUAGAAAUUCCACACUUUUUCUGUGAACUCAAUCAGAUGGUCCAACUUGCCUAUUCCAACACCUUUCUUAAUAACAUGGUGAUGUAUUUUGGAGCUGUGUUCCUGGGUGGUGGUCCCUUUGUUUGUAUCCUUUACUCUUACUCUAAGAUAGUGGCCUCCAUCUGGGGAAUCCCAUCAGCUCAGGGGAAGUAUAAGGCAUUUUCUGCCUGUGCAUCUCACCUCUUGGUUGUCUCCCUUUUUUAUGGGACAAUCCUAGGAGUGUAUUUCAGCUCUGCUGUUACCCAAAGCUCACACUCAAGUGCAGCAGCCUCAGUGAUGUACACUGUGGUCACACCCAUGCUGAACCCCUUCAUCUACAGUCUCAGGAACAAAGACCUAAAGAGGGCCCUGAAGAGAUUGCUUGGGAUGGCAGUUAUGAAAGCACCAAUUAUCCUAGGGCUGAAGAAAUGCACAUGA
Molecule: messenger RNA, 969 nt
Organism: Myotis brandtii (Brandt's bat)
Lineage: Eukaryota; Metazoa; Chordata; Mammalia; Chiroptera; Vespertilionidae
Product: olfactory receptor-like protein OLF4
Exons: 1
Coding region: 1-969 (322 amino acids)
Biological process (GO): G protein-coupled receptor signaling pathway
Cellular component (GO): membrane
Molecular function (GO): olfactory receptor activity; G protein-coupled receptor activity
Source: RefSeq, a predicted model, not a curated record